Coturnix japonica (Japanese quail) is the source of this 1812-nucleotide messenger RNA. It is a transcript of the gene ING2, whose product is annotated as inhibitor of growth family member 2. The record is from RefSeq and is a predicted model, not a curated record. Gene Ontology annotation, biological process: positive regulation of DNA-templated transcription. Lineage: Eukaryota; Metazoa; Chordata; Aves; Galliformes; Phasianidae. Gene Ontology annotation, cellular component: nucleus.
CGCGCGAGAGGGGAAGGCGGGAGAAUGCGAACCCCUGGCGGCGCCUCUAGCCGCGCCUUAUAAGGGCAGGGCCUCGCGCAUGCGCGUAGCCAGGCGACCAGGGGCGGGGGCUCCAAGUGGGUUUCGCUGUGGCGGCGGCCGUUCCGCCGGGCGCUGAGCGGGACCCGAGGCGGGCGGCUCGGUCCGGGUGGGUCGGUCCGGCCCGGCGGUGCGCCGGUCCCGCGGCAUUGAGCGGUCCGGCCGCUCGCGGGUAGAGGGGCGGCAGGCGGCAGGAGGCGGCAGAGCGGAGCGGGCCGGGCGGGGGCUGCCCCGUGAGCCGGUGCCGGCGGUGGAUGUGCGGCUGGAGCGGCUGCAGCGGGGGGAUGAUGCUGGCGGGGCCGCAGCUGGUGGCGGGGCCGGCGGCGCCGGGCGGGGAGCGGGCCCGGCUGCUGUCGCUGUACGUGCAGGAAUACCUGGAGUGCGUGGAGUCGCUGCCGCUGGACAUCCAGCGCAACGUGUCGCUGCUGCGGGAGGUGGACACCCGCUGCCAAGAAGCUUUAAAAGAAAUAGACGAUGUCUAUGAAAAAUACAAGUCUGAGAACGAUCCCGUUCAGAAGAAACGCCUGCAGCAGCAUCUCCAGCGUGCUUUAAUCAACAGUCAAGAACUGGGAGAUGAAAAAAUUCAGAUAGUUACUCAGAUGCUGGAACUGGUAGAGAACAGAGCCCGACAGAUGGAAACUCACUCUCAGUGUUUUCAAGACCUGUCUGAGAACGACAAGCCUCUAGAAAAGGCAAAGAUGGAGUCCUGCCAGCCGGAGAGAUCUUCACGUAGACCCCGUCGGCAGCGGACCAGUGAAAGCCGCGACCUGUGCCACAUAGCAAACGGGAUCGACGACUGCGACGAUCAGCCACCGAAAGAGAAGAGAUCCAAAUCUUCCAAGAAGAAAAAACGCUCCAAAGCCAAACAAGAGAGAGAGGUUUCACCCGUGGAAUUUGCGAUUGAUCCCAAUGAACCGACUUACUGCUUAUGUAACCAGGUGUCUUACGGAGAAAUGAUAGGAUGUGAUAACGAACAGUGUCCUAUUGAGUGGUUCCACUUCUCGUGUGUUGGACUCACCUAUAAACCAAAGGGGAAGUGGUAUUGCCCCAAGUGCAGAGGAGAUAACGAGAAAACCAUGGACAAAUGUACUGACAAAUCCAAAAAGGAUAGAAGAUCGAGGUAGUGAAUGCGAUUCGUGUUUUAAAGAGUCGCCCCUUUUAUAUUGAAAUGUUUAAUUUCCAGAGAAUGCUGUUUUAGGAGAUGCAUAAGACUAUGCAAUAAUUUUUAAUCUAUUAUAUUAACGGAGUAUUAAAAGCUGUCAUACCUUCUGUGAUCUUUAACUUUCUGCACUGAAUAACCAAAUAGUUGAAACAGGGUGGCUUCAGACCUUCACAGAAGACAUUACAAGCAUAUGGCGCUUGACUGCAAUUUAACCCCAUUAGUGUUUUAAAAACAACUUGUGAAUCUUGAAAUAAUGGUGGUGGGAAAGAUACUGGAGAACUUCUUGUCGCGUUAGGGAGGAGGCAGUGGGAUGCCUCACCUGACUGCUGUCAUCUUAACAACUGCAUUUGUUCUUCAUUCCAGAUCUUAAGUUUCCAGUUUGUGUGUUAACAUCACGCAUUUAGAAAUAGGGGUUUUUAAUUCAGCUGUAACUGUAAAAGUCUUCCGAGCUAAAAGCAGAGCUCUUCAGUGACUCUCACAUGACCAGUAUGUUAUUUCAAGGAAGAAAAUACCACUAACUUAAGCUCUUUUUUUUUUUUUGUCAAUAUUAAACUAUUGUCUUUGUGACUUUA